Molecule: messenger RNA, 5318 nt
Organism: Lonchura striata (white-rumped munia)
Lineage: Eukaryota; Metazoa; Chordata; Aves; Passeriformes; Estrildidae
Gene: JAM2
Product: junctional adhesion molecule 2
Biological process (GO): leukocyte cell-cell adhesion
Cellular component (GO): plasma membrane; cell surface; protein complex involved in cell adhesion
Source: RefSeq, a predicted model, not a curated record
GGAGCGGGGAGACGCCUCCUCGGACACGUUAAAAGUUUGAGGCGGCUCCGGCUCCGGAGGAGGCAGAGCGCGGCCGCGCACGGCAACAGCUCCGCGGGCGCGGAGCCCCCGGCGCACCGGGCACCGCCCCACGCCGCCGACGGUACGGGAAGAUGGCGAGCCGCAAUCCGCGCCUGCUGCUCCUCCUUUUCGUGGGGUUCUUCAGCUGUCCUGAUGUGUCUGGAAUCUCCAUUGAAACAGAUAACAAAAAUGUAAAAGCAGAGGAGUUCAAGGAGGCUAUUCUUAGUUGCAAACACAAAUUUUCGAAAGGGAUGAGUUUAAGAAUAGAGUGGAAGAAAAUCCAGUCUCAAGGAGUCUCAUUUGUCUACUACAACAGUGAAUUUACAGGUGAUCUUCGAGGCCGAGCAGAGAUGCUGAAUACAGGAAUCCGAAUUAGGAAUGUGACUAGAAGGGAUUCUGGGACCUACCGCUGUGAAAUCAGUGCCAAGAGUGAAGAGGGGCAACGCCUGGGAGAAGCUACUAUUACUCUCACAGUAUUGGUUGCUCCGACUACUCCAGUGUGUGAGGUACCCAGCUCCGCAAUGACAGGAACGGUCGUGCAGAUGAGUUGUAAGGAAACUGAGGGCUCCCCUCCGUCUGAGUACCAGUGGUACAAGAAUGGUGUUGCCUUGCUGGAGAAGACAGGAACAGGCAGUGCUAGAGCAGCAAACAUAACUUACACCAUGAAUAAAAAGUCUGGCACGCUGCUGUUUAAUACAGUUACAAAGAAUGACACUGGAGAGUAUUUCUGUGAAGCCUCCAAUGGGAUUGGAUUAUCUCAGAAAUGUUCAGUAAAGCGAAUGCAAGUUGAUGACCUUAAUGUAAGUGGUAUCAUUGUGGCUGUAGUAUUGGUGGCUCUGGUGAUGGUUCUGUGUGGCCUUGGAGUAUUCUAUGCCCAAAAAAAGGGCUACUUUGCAAAGGAAAGUUCUUCCCAAAAGAAGAUGAACUAUCAAUCUACAAGUGAAAAGGAUUUCAAGCAUACCAAGUCCUUUUUUAUUUAGAAGAUUUCAGCCUCUAUGAGGGACAUCAAAUUACUACUUGUUAUACAAAAGUAUCAAUGUCCUGGUUUCAGCUGGGUUAAUUUUCUUCAUAGUAGCUGUGUUUUGGAUUUAAUAUGAGAAUAAAUUUGAUAACACACUGAUGUUUUAGUUGCUGCUGAGUAGUGCUUACUCCAAGUCAAAGAGUCCUCAGAUUCCUAUGGUCUUCCAGUGAGGAGCUGCAAAAGAAGCAUGGACAGAACACAGCUGGGACAGCUCAUCUGAGUUGUCCAAAGGGAUAUGCACAGAAUCACAGAAUCAUAGAAUAAGCUGAGUUGGAAGGGACCCAUCAGGAUCAUGAAGUCCAACUCCUGGCCCUGCACAGGACACCCCAAGAAUCACACCAUGCUCCUGAAAGCAUUGUCCAAACACUUCUGGAACUCAAACAGCCUUGGUGCUCAGUGACCACCUCCACGCCAGAAUAUCAUGCUCAGUAUUUAAAUUGGGGAAGUUGGCCCAGAGGAGCCAACUGCUGCUGGGGAACAGGCUGGUCAUCAGUCAGCAGGCGGUGAUAAAUUGUUGUGCAUCACUUGCCUUUCUUGGGCUUUACUCCUCUCUCUCCUUUUCACUACAAUUCAUAUUAUUGUUGUUAUUAAUGUCAUUAGCAUUAUUAGUAUCUUAUUUUACUUUGUUUCAAUUAUUAAACUGUUGUUCUCUCAACCCACCAGUUUUACUUUUUUUUUUCCCCAGUUCUCCCACUGGGCUGGGGUGGGGACAGUAAGCAAGCAGCCACAUGGGACUGAGCUGCUGGCAGUUCUUUUUGGCACUCAACGUGGGACUCAAAAGGUUGAGAUAAAAACAGAUCUGACUAAAGCAUGUUAAAACAAGUUUGUUAUAAGCCUUCAUUGUAUUGGUUUAAUAGUUGCUGGUCACCAUACUGAUUCAUUUGCUCUAGGCCUAGGCUAAGGUUAUCACGGUGUUGUUCUGUGUUGUACUGGCUUGUGGUAUGAUGGAAUGGCUGGUCAGGAGCUUGUCUGGCGUGUCCCCGCUGCCCUUUGGGAGCCAUCUGGUGGAAACUAUCCACAGUUACAUCUACUGCCUUCUACCCUCAGAGCAAACCCAUGGGAAAAACACCUUCCUUCCCCUCCAGGAUGAUUACGAUUUGAGCAUUUGAGAAUUUUAAAGACUUUGCAUAUCCUGUGACUACCCCUGAAACCGACCUGGUCCUUUUGGUAACAAUCAGUAUGUUGUUGCAUAUGGUUCAGGCCUUCUUUAAGGUUAAGAAACAAUCUGUGGCUACGGAAACCCCACCAACACAUUCUGUACCUAUACAAACUUCAGUAACAGGUCAACAAGAGGCAACCAUUCAAAACUUAUUCCUGAGUGAGCUGCAGGAUAUACAUAAAUAUUUCAGCUGUUGUCAUGAUAAGCAUACUACCAGCCAGCUGUUCUGAUGCUGGGAUAACGGGACUAACGGAUUGGAAUUAGAGGGUAGGAAUCACUUUCUAAGAAAGCAUGCAUUGACAAGGUGAUUGCAAGAGAGACACAAGUUACCAGCCUCUGGAAGCAACUCCUGUCAAACCUGAAGGAAAGGUAUCCUUACAAGAAUGAUGUUACAUGUCACCAUGCAAGUGGAAAGAUAUCCAAUACUUGAGGGAAUUAGCCAUGCUAGAGAUUUAUUUUGGCCUGGACAAUACAAGGUUCCCCACAGAUCCAGACCAAUUUCUAUGUGACCCACGUGGUGGAAGUUUGCAGAGUGUACCAAGAGUACACACCAACCCACUGCCAAUGUUACUCUAAAAAGACACCACACCACCAUCUGUGGAUACAGUGGCUCGCCAUCUCUGGGAAUGUGAAGACAAUCUCUCUUCCUCUUUCAUCUGUGGAGAAACUAUCAGAUAAACUGUCCCAGGAGUUUCAGCAGUUCAAAGAGGUUAUGUUCUAUUCCCCACCUCUACAGACCCAUGCUACUGACAGUAAGCAUUGGCUCAAGAGGGAGGAUAUGGAAGGUACAUGACAUGGGAUACCCUGUGGGUUUAGCUGAGACCACAGAGAAGGCAUGAAGAAUUGGGAUGGGAGACCUACCUCAACCUUAGAGAUACAAAUUUUAAGGAAAACAAUCCCAAAUGGGGGUUCUUCCAGGAAAGCCGCUACUCCUGUCUCCAGUGGAUGGUUUCCCAGGCAGAGUGGAAGGGCUGAAUUUACUCCUAAUCCUAUGGAAUGGAAUUCUAAUCCAUUUCUUCAAAAAGUAAGCUUAGAUGUGGGUUUUUUGAAAAUGCAUAUCCCGAACCAUGUAAGCCCUCUUUAUCACGUGAUUCAGAAGAAUGAUUUCACAGGGGCCCUGAGCAACAUCACCAAGCUUUUGAACAGAAUGAACUAGAAAUACUUGGAAAAUACUCACAGAUGCUUGGGCCAAGGAACAUGGCAUUUAGUGGAUAUAUUGUAUCAUGCACCACCUGAGAAAAACAACAUGAUCCAUUGGGCUGUUAGACUACACUGAGGGCAACGGCCAGGGGCAGCCUUCGAACAUUGGGAUGCACAUUGGCAAAGGCCACCUGGUGAGUCAGCACUAGAUCUGCCAAGUGGGCUGGCCCUGCCCAAUCAAAACUUUUACUGUAGAAGAGAAUAAAGUUAUUGUAGUGCAUAUGAAAACUGUACUGCGGAAGACAGUCUGGGUUGUUCCUGCCUUGGGCAAAGGCAACCUCAUUUAUGGGAUUGUUUUUGCUUGAGGACUUGGGCACACUUGUUAAGACAGGAGGAUGGGCAAGUCUGGUUUGUGCAUUGAGUGGAUUUGAUUGAAUAGCCAGUGCAUUGUGUGAUGCUAAUCGCUGUGUAUUAGCACUUCUACAUCAGCUGCAUGCCCAUGAUUGCACUGGGCACCUCAUGGUGCCUGUCUCCACCCCUCCAGCUUUGGGGAUCUGAACCCAACUCCCCUUCAACUGCCAUAUUAAGAAUGAACGUUGAUGUAACUGGUCAAGCAGAGCAGCGACGGAAUCAGAACUGGCUUCAACAUGUUACAAUCCAACACUCACAAGUCAUGACUGUCAUAAGCCAAAAGUCACAGACUAAAUUAAUUCAACAGACUUGUAUGGGAAUUAAGGAAAUGGCGUGCAUCUAUAAAAAGACGGGAAAGGUGGUGGUGUAUCAGGAAGUGUGGGAUCCAGCAUGACAAAUGAUAUGGAGUAAGCAGCUACUACUUUUCUGGUUUCAGCUGGGAGUUAAUUUUCUUCCUAGUAGCUGGUACAGAGCCGAUUUCUUUAGAAUUAGAAUAAUGUCAAUAACACAAUAAUGUUCCAGUUGUUGCUCAGCAGUACUUACCCCAAGUCAAAGACUUUUCAGUGUCUGAUGCUCUGCCAGUGAGAAGGUGUUCAAGCCACGAGGGAACAGGGCCAGGACUCUGACAUGAACUGGGCAAAGGGAUAUAACACCAUGCCCAGUAUUUAAACUGGGGGAAGUUGGCUGGGAGGGACCAUUUGCUGCUGGGGAACAGGCUGGGCAUCAGUCAGUGAGUGGUGACUGGCACUUGUGCUUCUCAGGUUUUCUCCCUCUUUCCCAUAUUAUUACUUUGGUUCAAUUAUUUAAGUGCUUUAUCUCAACCCACAGAUUUUGUUUCUAAUUCCCUUCCCUACAGUAGGGGGAGGGGACAGGGAGUGAGCCAGAGGCUAUGAUAUACUUAGUUGCCAACUGGGGUUAAACCACAACAUCAAGGGAUCUUUUGAUUUCUGCUCUAUAAAUAUUGCUUCCAUGUCUUGCAUGCUCAAAAUAGAAACUACCAAUAUUUAGUCAACCUAGCUGUGAUGGUAUUAAAAAAACCCAAAACAACUUCCAAAUAAACUUAAAGACAAAUUAACUUGUCUCUUCAAUUUAGUUCUGCGUGAAAGCUUCUCAUUUUGUUCAUAUGUACAUGCAGCAAUACAAGAUUCACUCUUGCAGCUUGGAACAAUCUAUUCAAGUAAUUUUCAUAGAUGAUCUCACUACUUAUGUCUCAACCAUUGUCAAGGACUCAAACUUCUCCUGCAAUUUUGAUUUACUAGAACUUAGAGAUGAUUUUGGGAAUCUGAUACAAUUUCAAAGUGUGUAGAAGUAAACUCACUAUGCUGACAAAAGAAAUCCCCCUGUAAUAAAAGCUCAAUCAGUGUUUUAGUGUUUAAUGUGGAAGCCUCUCUGUAGACUGUGUAUGUAGUUUCAUUCUGAAGAAAAAUCAUGUCAAUACAAUUCAAACUGUAGUAUGUAGACUCUAACUGUCAAAGUGCUUAUGUAGUUUCUCAGAUAUAAUUAUUAUAAAUAAAUAGCUCCUCAUAA